Molecule: messenger RNA, 2976 nt
Organism: Chaetomium strumarium
Lineage: Eukaryota; Fungi; Ascomycota; Sordariomycetes; Sordariales; Chaetomiaceae
Product: WD40-repeat-containing domain protein
Exons: 4
Coding region: 168-2699 (843 amino acids)
Molecular function (GO): protein binding
Source: RefSeq, a predicted model, not a curated record
UCGAGUACAAGACAGGGUUUCAAUUUUAGCCCCCUGAACGACAUCCGCCGAUAGAGCCCCGGAGCUGCGCCUGCACAACUCACCUUGUCGCCGCGCGUCGGCCCGUUCAUGGCUAGAUCGAGUCGCCUCGGGUCCCUCAACAUAUAAGCUCGCCCUCGGCGAUCGCCAUGGUCACGAACGGAGGGAGUGGGGUUGGCGUCGGUGCGCACGAGGCAGGCGGCAUCAUGGGCAGCAACGCCAACCAACCGCCAACCACCGAAUACACCCUCCAGGGUGUAAUGCGCUUUCUCCAGACAGAAUGGCACCGUCACGAACGCGAUCGCAAUGCCUGGGAGAUCGAGAGGCAGGAAAUGAAGAGCAGGAUAGCCAACCUCGAGGGACAGGCGCGACGGGCAGACGCGACGCAAAAGGCAUUGAAGAAAUAUGUCACAAUACUCGAGAAGAAGGUCAAGGACCAGGCCGCCCUGUUGAAGUCUGAAAAGGGGAUCGAGACAGAGCCCAAGGUCGACCGUGCCGCACUGCUUCUCGAAAAACUACGGCCAUCCCCCGACAAGCCCAGUGCGCCCUCAAUGGACGGUGGGGUGCUUGAGGCCGGUCUCGCUGACGAAGAAUCUUCGCGCAACGAGCUCAAAUCUUUCCUCGACCAGUGCCAAGCCGAGUUCACAUACCUGAUGAUAACCCCUGCGAACCCGAUACCCCCGAGAGAAUCACCACCUCUUCCAAUAAUCGAAGAUCUCCGGGAAGGUGAUGCCUUCGGCCAGUCACUUCUAGACCAGUCUUACCAGCAAGGACUGCGGCAGCAACACCAACAACAGCACCAGCUGCAGCAUCAGCCACAGCAACAGCAGCCAAAUCAUGUUCGCGAAUUCGUUGCCGCGCAGUCUCGACCGGCUCCUGCCCCGAAUCACCAGGCGCCAGCACCACCAGCUUCGGGUAACUUUCCGGUUAAGCCACUUGAUCUCCAAUCGGCCCCAAUGGUCCGUGCAUCUAACGCCGAACACCCUCCCAUGGCGUACAGCAACAGCACGGAUUGGCCACCCGCGCAAAUGAGUGCGCCCGGGAAGCCGGUGCCAGAACCAGGGCGGGAGCCAGCCAACCAGUCCGCUAAACAUUUAGGCCGAAGUGAGGAAAGGGGGGAUGGCGUUGAGAAACGGGCUGUGGCCGAGGCAGACAGCUGGGAUUUCAACGAGGCCAACUUUCCGGAUACCGCUGCGCCUAAUCAGCCACAGCAGGCCUCCACCCGCCCGGAUACCGAUGUGUUUCCAACGGCCGAGAAUAUCCCGAAGUCACCCAACCGCGCAUCCCUCUCUCAUCGGAGAAAGAGCUCGAAUUCGAUGACCCGCAGGCGGAGCGCAGAGCAUGAGCUGUCGCUGCACGGAAUGGGGCCAAAGCCCGAGAGCUCCAACUUCAAGCUCAAGUUUGGCCUGCGCGGCCACUUAGACACGGUCCGAACCGUCAUCUUCUCCGGUGGCGGUAGCCCCGGAGAGCCUGAGAUCUGCACGGCUGGGGACGACGGGACGAUUAAGCGGUUCCACCUCCCGGAUCGGCACCCCGGGCAGAUGAGCACAGGGGGCUCUGAUCUUGACGUCACCGCCGACUUCACGCACCGUGGCCACGCUGGAGCGGUCCUCUCGCUAACCUCGUGGUCCCAAUCACCGAACUUUUCGACGGGCGGCCGCGCGCAGGGCGACGGUUGGAUCUUCUCGGGCGGGCAAGAUGCGACGAUUCGAGUUUGGGAGCGGGGGAGGGUAGACCCGAAAGCGACUCUGGACGGCCACACGGACGCUGUCUGGGCGCUUUGCGUUCUGCCCACGAACCUGGGUGUCAUCUUCGGUCAAGCCAACGCGUAUGGGACCCCAGACCGCAUCCUGCUCGUGUCUGGAGCAGCGGAUGGUACAGUAAAGAUAUGGGCGGUCAGCGCCCCGCCGCAGCUUACCUCUCCGCAGCCCGCCGGAGGGCGUCGUGCACAGGGCGGUCGUGUUCGAGGCAAUUCGAUGAGCUCGGGCUCGGCGUUCCCCAACUCGCCGCAGCCCACGACAGCGUCGAACCUGCCGUUCCACCAUACACUGAUCCACACGAUCUCGCGGCGGAAUUCCAAGGCGAGUCCUACGUGCAUUACGCCGCUGAGCCCCAACGGCGAGACGUUUGUGGUCAGCUAUUCCGAUGCGGCCAUCAUCGUCUACGACACACGCUCGGGCGAGGAGAUUGGAACCAUGGCCAGCUUGGAAACAUACGACGGCACGGUGUCGACCAGCGUCAACGCCAUCGUGGCUACCACAGUCGGGUUAGACCAGCCACAUCAGGGCAUGCUGAGCGAGGAAGACACGGCCGGUGGAGGACCAACCGGGGGCGGUCGGGCUAUGGCUGGGUCAGGGGUCGAGGGUGUCAUCAUCUCGGGCCACGAGGACUGCUACGUCAGGUUCUAUGAUGCCAAUAGCGGCCAAUGCACGUAUAACAUGGUCGCCCAUCCAGCCUCGAUCUCUAGCCUCUCGCUCAGCCCCGAUGGCCGGGAGCUGGUCAGCGCAGGCCACGACGCCUCGCUCCGUUUUUGGUCUCUGGAGAAGCGGUCUUGCACGCAGGAGAUCACCAGCCACCGCGUCAUGCGCGGCGAGGGUGUCUGCACGGUCGUCUGGAGCCAGGACGGCCGGUGGGUGGUCAGCGGUGGCGGCGACGGAGUCGUCAAGGUGUUUGCGCGGUAGGGUCGGCAAGCACCACGCUACCACUCCGAAGAAGACCACAACGGGCAGAGUAACGGGCAGAGUAUUACUGCAUCACCGCCGCAGGUGGCACACGCUCGGGAGAAAUACUACCGGAAGGAAACGCACCCGGAUCGCCCCGUGUUCGGGCGUAUCCGUCUGCCGCCGGCGAGAGACGUCAUAGGGUUGUGAAGGAUGACUCCAGCGACGAGGACUUCAGGUUCUGGUGAUCAGAGGAGAAGCGUGCGGGACUGGCAACACCACAGUCAGGGAAGAUCAC